AUGGUGCACGCGAUCGCCUACUGGAAACCAACGAAAGAGGACAACAAGAACCAAGCGUCUUCUUCUCAAUUCGAGUCCAUCAAUUUCCCGCCGUCCGCGUACGUGCGGUUUAACAGUCACUUGCUCUCCAGAUUGAAUCGAUUGGACGACGGGGAAAACGAAACCAACACGAGAGCGAGCGUCACUUUGUAUAAACGAAACGAAGCGAAUAAGGGCGGUCCUUUCGUGGUCGGCUUGACCGAUGCAGAGCGAGAAAGGAUUCGGGAACAGUUUUACGUGGUGGAAGUGUUUGAGUCUUCGAAGAGCAAAAAGUUUGUGUUCGCGAAGAAGAAGACGAACGAACGAGAAUACAUCGAGGAACUUAAAAGUGUGAAUCCAACGGAGUACGCGAGAGAUAGCGGGAGUCGAUUUCACGAGGUACAAUUCGUGAGGAAGUUCGUGUGUAAAGAGACGACGGCGAUCGACGACGAGGAGGACGUCGACGACGCGUUUUCGCCGACAGAUACGAAGACAAAGAAGAAGCGUAAGAAGCGGCGGUAUACGGUGCGAGUAGGACGCGUGGAAGACGCCAAAGCCGGGUCGAGGAUGGUGUGCGGAAGCGUCGUGGAGGUGAGCAGGUUAGAUUGUGUGGGCGUCGGCGACGGGAAGCAGGAGCAGGAGGACGACGACGGCGGAGAAGGCGCCGCGCGGACCACGAAAAGGAAACGAACGCCGCCUCGAAGCGAAAAAGACGCAGAAACGGACAAAAAGAAGCUCCUUCGAGUUCUCGAGAAAAUCACGGCGACCGCGGAAGGGAUUCUCGCCGACGAGAGAAAAGAAAGCGCAAAGACGGCGAAAGCGGCGAAAGUAGGAGGAGGAGGAGGAGGAGGAGAAGACGACGACGACGACGAGAAAGCGACAAAAAAAGAAGAGGGGAAAAAGACGGGUGAGUUCGUGGACGCCACCGCGAAGUGGACCUUGCUACUCGACCAAAACGACAGUGGUGAGGAGACGACGACGACGGCAUCGUCGGGGUUUGACGUCCACCCGGCGGCAAUGUACUGCGCGUUAGUCGCUUCCGCGUUUGAAUAG
Messenger RNA from Bathycoccus prasinos, 1071 nucleotides. RefSeq lists its product with no specific name. Bases 1 to 1071 code for a protein of 356 amino acids. Lineage: Eukaryota; Viridiplantae; Chlorophyta; Mamiellophyceae; Mamiellales; Bathycoccaceae. The record is from RefSeq and is a predicted model, not a curated record. The transcript has a single exon.